UACGGGAAUGAAAAGAUUUUUUUGUCUCCAAGUCUUACGGUUUAGGAGUUUUCCAGAGAUCAAGGUCCAAAAAGGACCCUGAACGGCGUCCCAGGAUUUUUUAAUAUACUUCAAGCUGGAGAGUUCGGUUUGUUUUAUUUUAAACUAGGCAUCUAACUACAUCGACUGACCGGCGCCGAUUUUUCAAUUAAGCCUUUAUUCUUUUCCAGACAACCAACAACCUCCGAAACCCGAAAAAGCCUUCCGGAUUUUCUAAAAAUCCUCAGUUUGACAAAAAACUAAGACCUAAUUCAAAACUUAUUAAAUUUAGGAGGGUUGNCAAAACUCGACGCCUGUCAGACCAUGUAGUUUCUUUUCCUCUUUUAAACAAAAAAAGAAUGAACUCUCUACGACAAACCGCUAUUAAAAAUCUUGGGACGCACUUCAGGUGUACCUCUUAUAUAGCGACAACGCUGUAUGAAAUAGUCGAUUUUAUGACUUCUGGGAAAAUGCCUGUAACUUUUUGAUGCAACGUCAUACAGAGUUGCACGAGGUCUUAUUUUGAUCAGACACGUUUGCUCUAGAAAGCUGUGUUUUCACAAAAAUUUUAAUUGCAAAAGUAUCCAGGAAAAAUCCAUUAUUUGAAGACCCGUUUUUUCGAGGCUCUUAGAAAACUUGCUCGAAAUCCCGGAAAAAUCACUUUUGUAACCAAAACCAAUACAGAUUCUGGAAGUAGACACUUUAGGCUACCUUUUCAUGUGUGUAUCUCAAAACCGAUUUUUUGACCGAAAAUCACCAUUUCUGAGGGGGAGGGGCCUUAAUUCCGAAUUUUCCAUUUUGUAUGUGUUAUCUGACACUAGUUUCUAGUUUUCACAAUGGAUAAUAAAGGUUUUACUUAUGACCGCUAAAAAAACCAUUGAAAUUUCGAAAAUCACACAUCUGAAAGUUGAGGUACCAUAAAUGAUGAUUAGGAUACUAAUAUUGACAUUAGGAACUAUUUAGAGCAGACAAAUGUGCAUAUGCAGACUCCAGUGAAUACUGAGGACAGGUAUUGGCGAAUGUCGUAGGGGUAUUGACGAAUGUCAAUUUGGCGAAUGUCGUGUGGACGGACAGUCGCCAAUAUGGCGAAUGUCUAUUGGCGAAAGUUGAAUUGGCGAAACGCGGUCUUACUUUUAGUUUAGACUGGGUUUUGUAUUUAUUCUCCAUUUAAAAGCAGAUCAUUAAUAAGUUAUUUAGCAGUUUUUAGAAUUGUAAAAGCUGUUAACUGCGAUUCAAUUCUGCAGGGUUCAUCGAAAAACCGAAUUAGAUCAACGUUUUGCUAGAUCCUCUAGAGAAAAUUGAAAUCUUGCAAUAUCUUGAAUAUAUAUGAUAAGAAAAUAGAAUAUUAUUUUACGUGUCAUCUAAAGGAUUACAAUUUUGUGGAAAAGUCAUUGUAGUCAUAUAAUUUUUUCUUCUUUUUUUCUACUAUUACAAAAAAGGGCUUGAUGUAACCUCACCAGAACCAUUACCAUUAGAUCAUAAAUUAUUAAAAUUAAAAAAUUGUGUUAUAUUACCUCAUAUUGGUAGUGCAGAAACAAAUUGUCGAAAGAAAAUGGUUGAAAUUAGUAUUCAUAAUUUAAUAGAGUAUUUUGAUAAUAAAUCAAUGAUUAGUCAAAUUAAUGUCAAUUAA
Molecule: messenger RNA, 1648 nt
Organism: Didymodactylos carnosus
Lineage: Eukaryota; Metazoa; Rotifera; Eurotatoria; Philodinida; Philodinidae
Source: the annotation of a GenBank genome assembly